Messenger RNA from Talaromyces atroroseus, 483 nucleotides. RefSeq names its product 60S ribosomal protein L21-A. The transcript has 4 exons. The record is from RefSeq and is a predicted model, not a curated record. Gene Ontology annotation, biological process: translation. NCBI's taxonomy places the organism in Eukaryota, Fungi, Ascomycota, Eurotiomycetes, Eurotiales, Trichocomaceae. The coding region runs from base 1 to 483 and encodes 160 amino acids. Gene Ontology annotation, cellular component: cytosolic large ribosomal subunit; ribosome. Gene Ontology annotation, molecular function: structural constituent of ribosome.
AUGGGUCACUCACACGGUCUUCGCUCCGGCACUCGGUAUGCCUUUUCUCGCGACUUCAAGAAGAAGGGCUACAUCGCCCUUUCCACCUACUUAAAGGAAUACCGGGUCGGUGACAUCGUGGACAUCAAGUGCAACGGUGCCGUUCAGAAGGGUUUGCCAUACAAGCUCUACCACGGCAAGACCGGUGUCGUCUACAACGUCACAAAGAGCGCCGUCGGUGUUAUCAUCUACAAGCGCGUCGGCAACCGCUACCUCGAGAAGCGCAUCAACGUCCGCAUUGAGCACGUCUCUCACUCCCGCUCUCGUGAAGAAUUCAUCAACCGUGUCAAGGAGAACGCCAUCAAGAAGCGCCAGGCUAAGGAGCAGGGUAUUCACGUGCACUUGAAGCGCCAGGCCGUCCAGCCCCGUGAGGCUCACGUUGUCGCUUCUGCUGACAACUUCCCUGAGACGAUCACUCCUAUCCCUUACGACACCCACAUCUAA